Messenger RNA from Cebus imitator (Panamanian white-faced capuchin), 3418 nucleotides. RefSeq names its product coiled-coil domain-containing protein 14-like. The record is from RefSeq and is a predicted model, not a curated record. Gene Ontology annotation, cellular component: centriolar satellite. Lineage: Eukaryota; Metazoa; Chordata; Mammalia; Primates; Cebidae. Gene Ontology annotation, biological process: protein localization to centrosome.
GCCCAAGUCGCGGGUCCUGGAGCAGGAGAAAGGCGGUGGAGUGGCAUCCGAGACUAGGAAGCGCGGCGUUCGGCGGGAUCCUUUCCGGAAGCGGAAGCUCGGGGGGCGGGCCAAGAAGGUCCAGGAGCCCAAGGCGGUUAAUUCUUUCUACCGUCAGGCUUCACUUCCCUCGAUCUGGGCUUCUCUGAGGCUGCAAGAGAUGGUCAGGUCCGGGUCUCGACCCGGCCAGGUGUUAUCUUCAGGAAGGCACACUGGACCUGCUAAAUUAACAAAUGGGAAGAAAGGGACCCAUUUAAGAAGAAUAUCACGUUUUAAUGCAGAUUCUGGCUAUUCCAUCCAUUCUGAUUCAGAAAGUCAGGCUGAAACUCUUCAUGGGCUUGAUGGUUGUGCUUCUUUGCUGAGGAACAUUUUGAGAAAUGAAGAUUCAGGUUUAGAAACAGCAUAUUUAGAAAACAGAUCUAAUUCUAGACCUUUAGACAGCAGAAAAUAUGGAUCUAAAAAGAAAAGACAUGAAAAACAUACUGUUCCUUUCAUAGUCCGGAAAGAAACAUCAUCUUCAGAUAAUAAGAAACAGAUACCUAAUGAAGCUCCUGCUAGAAGUGAAAGAGACACAUCAGACCUAGAACAAAAUUGGUCAUUGCAAGAUCAUUAUAGAAUGUAUUCACCCAUAAUAUACCAAGCCCUCUAUGAGCAUGUGCAGACUCAGAUGUCACUGAUGAAUGACUUAACUUCAAAGAACAUCCCUAAUGGAAUCCCUCCUAUACCAUGCCAUGCUGUGUCUCAUACUGAAUCUCAGGCAACUCCUCAUUCUAGUUAUGGCUUAUGUACCUCCACCCCAGUCUGGUCACCUCAGCGGCCACCCUGCCCUCCAAAGGUUCAUUCUGUUUGAAACUCUUGUGACAGUCAGCUUGCAUCACAAGGUAAAACAGUUUCUGCAACCUGUACUGAUGUUCUACAGAAUUCAUUUAACACCAGCCCUGGAGUUCCACGUAGCCUGCCCAAAACUGACAUAUCAGCUAUUCCAACCUUGCAGCAACUGCGACUUGUUAGUGGGAUUCCGCCACAACAAGGAGUUCAUAAGGAAACAGACCUACUCAAAUGUUUUCAAACAUAUAUGUCUCCUUUUCGAUCUCAUGGAAAAGAAACACAUCUGGACAGUCAGACACACCGAAGCCCUCCUCGAUCACAGCCAGCUUUCUUGGCCACUAAUGAAGAAAACUGUGCCAGAGAGCAAAUUGGAGAGGCCAGAAGUGAAAGAAAGGAUUUAAACCUACGCGUGCGAGAUACAAAAACAGUCAAAGAUGUACAGAAGGCAAAAAAUGUGAACAAGAUAGCUGAAAAAGUUAGAGUUAUAAAAUAUUUGCUGGGAGAGCUCAAGGCCCUGGUAGCAGAAAAAGAGGAUUCAGAAAUUCAGAGGUUGGUUACAGAAAUGGAAGCAUGUAUAUCUAUACUUCCAGCAGUAAGCGGAAACACAGAUAUUCAAGUUGAGAUAGCACUGGCCAUGCAACCAUUAAGAAGCGAGAAUGCUCAGUUACGAAGGCAGUUGAGAAUUUUGAACCAGCAACUCAGCGAACAGAAUACUCAUAAGCCAUCUGGUGCUGCGGAUUGCAACCUUGAAUUGUUUUCUCUUCAGUUAUUGAAUAUGUCACUGCAAAAUCAAUUGGAGGAGUCACUAAAGAGCCAGGAAUUACUUCAGAGUAAGAAUGAAGAGCUCUUAAAAGUGAUUGAAAAUCAGAGAGAUGUAAACAAAAAAUUUACUAGCAUAUUUAAAGACAAAGAUCAAAUUAUACUUGAAAAUAAACAGCAAUAUGACAUUGAGAUAAGAAUAAAAAUUGAAUUGGAGGAAGCCCUAGUCAAUGUGAAAAACUCCCAGUUUAAGUUAGAAACUGCUGAAAAGAAAACCAGUUUGGGGAUAACAUUAUGUCAGUGUGAUGCUGAGGUGACUCGACUAAGAGAAUUAACCAGAACUUUACAGACUAGCAUGGCAAAGCUUCUCUCUGAUCUUAGUGUGGACAGAGCUCGCUGCAAGCCUGGGAAUAACCUUACCAAAUCGCUCUUGAACAUUCAUGAUAAACAACUUCAACAUGACCCAGCUGCUCACAUCUCCAUAAUGAGCUAUCUAAAUAAGUUAGAAACAAAUCACAGUUUUAUAUAUUCAGAGUCACUUUCUACAAUUAAAAAUGAGGCAACCAUAGAGCCAGACAAACCCUAUGAAAAGGUUCUGCCCUCCAGAGGCCCUCAACAUAGCAACACUAGGGACAUGGAGGAAGUAUCUACACCCGGAAUUAUUUCUGCCCUUUCAAAACAGAAUUCUGAUGAAGGGAGCGAAACUAUGGCUUUAUUAGAAAAUGAGCAUAAUUUGGAUAAUACAAUAUACAUUCCUUUUGCUAGAAACACUUCUGAAAAGAAAUCACCACUUUCUAAGAGGCUAUCCCCUCAGCCACAAAUAAGAGCCGCCAUAACACAGCUAGUCAGCAACAGUGGACUUGCUGUCUCUGGAAAAGAAAAUAAACUGUGUACAUCUGUAGCCUGUUCCUAUUCAACAAAGGAAACAGAAGAUGUACCUGAAAAGCUUUCCAGAACAUCCGAUAUGAAGGACAUACAGCUCCUCAAGAAAAUAAAGGAAGCAAUUGGUAAGAUCCCUGCUGCCACCGAGGAUCCAGAGGUACAAACUGCAUGUCCUGGCCCAUCAAGUUGUGUUAGCAACAGCAUUCAAGUGCAGGGCAGUACUGUCUGUGAUGGUAGUGUUUUCACUUCUGACUUGAUGUCUGACUGGAGCAUCUCUUCAUUUUCAACGUUCACUUCUCGUGAUGAACAAGGCUUCAGAAAUGGCCUUGCAGCAUUAGAUGCCAACAUAGCUAGACUCCAGAAGUCCUUAAGGACUGGGCUUCUGGAGAAAUGAAUUCAGAAGAAAAUUCAUCAAGUGCUUCUUUUUAAAACUAGAACUUGGCCUUAUUGAACAUGUGUUCUUCUUUAGUGAGAUGAUGUUUUUAUAUUCUUAAUUAUGUGUGAAAUAAUAAAUUGUACAAGUAAUAAAUAUAUUAUUGGGAUAUAUUGACACUGAGGAGCUUAUAAAAACAAGUCAUCUUAAGAAGUUGACAAUUGCUACAAGAAGCAAGUUGUAGAUAACUAGGAAAUUAUUGUAAGUAAUGUUUUAUUUCAGUACUUAGCAAUUAGAGUUCUUUUAUUACGAUGUACCUUCUGGAUUAAGAGUAUGGGUUGAAAGAGUUCUGUGGUUGUCCUAAAAGAUAAUGGGAAAACAAUCUCUGGAUGUAAGUUUUUCUCUUCAAACUAGAGUUUUUUGUUUGUUUCAGUGUACUUUUUUUGUUUGUUUGUUUAAUAGCAAUGUGUUUUUAUAUGGGAUGCUGUGUGCUACAGGCUAGUGUUGUUGGUGACAUAUAUAAACAUUUAUUUAAAG